AUGGAUUUUUGUUCGACAUCAGUUGAGUACUCAUCAGAGCAGAUACCAAUUGAUAUAUUGAUUGAGAUAUUCUUGAGAUUACCAGCAAAAUCUAUACUGAGGUUUCGUUGCGUGUCCAAGCAAUGGGCUUCCAUUCUCUGCCGUCCAGAUUUCACCGACCUGUUCUUGACAUUCUCUUCGGACCGUCCGCGUCUCUUGUUCACCUUCCAAGUUGACGGUAAGUGGUUCUUCUUCUCGGCACCUCAACGUCAAGAUCCAGACCAGAACUUGUCUCAUGACGUGAUCAUUGUCGAUAAUCACAUGCGUAUCCCCACCAGAAUGUGUUCGUUUUGGAUCCAUCGACCUGUCCGUGGCUUGGUUUUUCCUAAAGGUGUACGGAUCAAACGUGGAUGUAAUGAUUCAAAGGCGAUGGUCAUAUGUAACCCUGUCCUGACAGUCCAUAACAAUACCCAAAUAAUUUUUACACGAAAUCGUCAACACUCCGGGGAGCAUCAAGUUUUGACAUUAGGAACAGGAAAACUGUCUUGGAGAAUGAUUGAAUGUUCCUUACACCAAUUGCCUGAUUGUGAUGGGAUAUGUAUCGAUGGAGUUUUUGUAACGUACCCUUUAACUCUGAUGAAUUACAAGGGUGAAUUAGGUGCAAUUCAGUUUAAUAUGAAUGGCUAUUUAUGUGGAAGAAGUACAAGUCUUGAGUUGCGGGUUCUAGAUGAUGCUGAGAAACAUAAAUGGUCGGUUAAAACCUACAUAUUGUCGCUUUUUUGGAAAGAUUUUGCUGUGGAUACCAGCCGGUACUAUCACUUUGUGGGGAUGACUGAUAACAGUGAACUUGUGUUUUCACCGUUCAUUAUAUCUGAUCCUUUCUAUAUUUUCUACUACAAUCUGGGGAGGAACACUACCGUAAGAGUUAGGAUCCAUGGAAUUGAAUUCGUUAAGAAUCAAUACAUUUACACCUUUUUAAACCACGUUGACGAUGUAAAGCCUAUGUACGUAAGUGCUUAG
Messenger RNA from Eutrema salsugineum, 999 nucleotides. RefSeq names its product F-box protein At3g49450. The transcript has 3 exons. Bases 1 to 999 code for a protein of 332 amino acids. The record is from RefSeq and is a predicted model, not a curated record. Gene Ontology annotation, molecular function: protein binding. Lineage: Eukaryota; Viridiplantae; Streptophyta; Magnoliopsida; Brassicales; Brassicaceae.